AUGACUCACUCACACAAAAGAACAGAAUGGUACAAGGAAGGAUUCUUCUCUCUUAUUACAGGGGUCCUUUAUGGAGCUACCAAUACCAUUGUGGGUCAUCCUUUUGAUACUAUUAAAACAAAGAUGCAGGUUUAGCAAGAGUAUUUGACAAGGAACACUGGUUAUAUCGAUACAGUGAAACAGCUAUAUAAAUCAUAAGGUCCCAUUGGGUUUUAUCGUGGCUGUGUCCCCCCAUUUUUCGGCUCAAUUAUCUAUCGCUCCUUGCAAUUUUCUGUAUAUGAGCUUUUCUAUACGAAAUGGGAAAAAAGUCAUACUUUGACAUAACCGCUUCCGAUGACAGGGGGACUACAGCCUAGAGUUAUUUUAUCAGGUAUGUUGUCUUCAGCAGCAAGAUCAAUAGUAGAGUGUCCAUUUGAGUAUGCUAAAGUGAAGAGAUAAACAGGCUAAACAUAUUAACUGAAUCAUGCCUAUCAAGGGUUUGGAGUUUUAUAUCUUAGAACAACUGGCUUAAUGACAACAUACUUCAUCCUCAUCGAUAAUUUUAGGAGACAUACAAAUGCAUUUAAUUCUAAAGUCGGGCAGUUCUUAGCUUCGGGUGGGUCAGCCAUGUUUGGAUUUUGGGUUGUCUGGCCUUUUGAAAAUAUUAAAAAUUAGAUUCAAGCUCAGAAUGAUGAUAGUAAAAUGAAUAUGAUGGCUAGAGGUAGAGAUAUCAUUAAAAGGAAUGGAAUAAAGGGACUCUAUAGGGGAAUCAUACCUGGCAGUUAGAGUAUAUUCCUGAGAAAUGGAGCUGCCAUGAUUGUGAUGCAAAAAGCAUAAAAACUUCUCACAGAUCAUGGCUUUAGAGAUUGA
This is a messenger RNA of Stylonychia lemnae, 849 nucleotides long. NCBI's taxonomy places the organism in Eukaryota, Ciliophora, Spirotrichea, Sporadotrichida, Oxytrichidae. The record is from the annotation of a GenBank genome assembly.